AUGUAAAGAAAUAAAAUAACAAAAGGAUUGCGUCUAAGACUUUCAGUCAAAUAAGAAGUAGGCCUUAAUCAGGCAUCAUCUAUGAUACUAAAAAACUUGAUAAGGUGUCUCCAAAGGGUUUAAAGGUGGUUAUUCUUGGAGCAGGUGAAUAAAAUGAUUUAGACAAAUUUAACACUAUCUACUAGAAAAACAAAUGUCAUCAAUGAUAGUUCUGUCACAUAAAGUAGAUCCACUCAUACAGAAAUUUUAAAAAAUUCACCUGUUGUGCAAGACUUAACUAAGAAAAUACCUGUUAACAUGACCAAGGAUAAAGAUGACUUAUACGCAGAAACUGUUUAUUUGAAAGAUAUGAUAAACAAGUUAACUUCAGAAAACUAUGAUCUUAAAGCAAAAAUGAGAUUUUUGAAUAAAAAUACAGAGCGAAUGUAAACUGUUGUGCAAAAUGUGGGUGGGUAUUUGCAGCAGAAAUACGUUGCUGAUAAGUAGGAUUUAGCUUUGAUGACUAAAUUGGGUAUAAGUGAAAAUUUAUUGACAAUAACUUUAAAGAAACAAAUCAAGGAGUUAAGAACUUUGAUAAAAUAAUAGAAUGAAGAAAUAUCAAAUUUGAAGCACGAUAUCAAAUAUACUAAAAUUUAAGAAUUGGAAAAAGAAAUUAAUGUAUUUUAAGAAGAAACCCUCAGAUUGAAGACUCUGUUAGAAUAGUCUUAAAGAAAUGAAUAGAUCAUUUAAAUGACUCAUGAUUUUAAUUAAUUUGAGCACAAAUUCUACCUUUAAAUGCAAAUCAUAAAUUCCUUAAAACAAGAAAACUCAUUUUAUUAAGGCCAAAUCACAAUUGAAUAGGAAGAGAAGUUUAAACUCCAAAAUCAUAUGGAAACUAAUUAAAAACUUCUAAACAAAUAAAACUAAGUGAUUGAUGAUCUUCAAUAAACUCUCAAAGAUAAAUCAACUUACAUUGAUGGACUUUAGCAGGAAUUAAAUUCAUAUAAAGAUAUAAAUUAAAAUCUAAUCUCAAAAGCGAAUAAAUUGGACAAUAAUCAAUUAAGAAUAAUAGGAUUGAUAAAAGUUGAAUAAGAAUUAAGAAAAGAGUUGUAAUAGAAAACAAGAGAUAUAGAAUAUUUAGAUAAAACAACAACUGAGUUGAAAUAAAAAUUAAAUGAGAAAUCUUCAAUUGAAGCUAAAAUCAAGGAUCAAUUAUAGGAUGAAUUGAAAAAGCUUAAAAUUGCAUAUGAGGAACUAGAUGAAAAGUAUAAACACUUGCUAUUAAUAAAUGCUUAAUCUAAGUUAAAAGAGACAGCUCCAUCUAUAUAAUAGAAGUAAGCUCAAACAGCAGCAACUGUUAAUUUAAAGACUUAGAGACCAUUAAAUUAAAAUAAUACUCCGGACAGUAUCAAUUAAGAUAAAAAUUAACAGUAAUAAAAAUUUAAGGUUAUCAAAAAAGAUGAUGUAGAUCAUUUAGGAUUUGAAUUAAAUUAUAGAUUGAGAACUAAAAAAAUAACUUUGGCAGAUGCAAUUGAGAAAUAUUUAUUUGACAAUAAAAACAAGAAGACUGGAGAAAUAAAAUUAAAGGAGAUAUCAGAAAGAAUGCAGAAGGAACCUUUCUUAUUAAUUGAUGAAGAUUCAGCUUUAUUGGUAGCCAGAUAUCUUACAGAGGAUAAUUCUUAGGAAUUCGUAGUUUAUAACGAUUAGUUGAAUUAAUCUACUACUAUUGUAAGAAGUAUAUUGUAAAAAUUAAUUGGCAAUUACGAAAUUUUAACAAUUGAAAUUGAAAUAUAAAAAACAAAGGAGAUAACACAAGUUAUUAGUAAGUAUAAAAAUAGCUUGAAAUAAUAUUUUGAUUAAUUAACAAGUAAGUAUGAAGGGUUAUUAGAAAGAAAGCAAAUAGUUGAAACUUUUGAAUAUAUGGGUAUCGAUUUAACUCAUGAUUAAUAUGAUUUCUUAUUUUUGAGAUUAUUCUCUUAUUCCAAUAAUACAUAGAUAUUCCCUUACAUAAGAAUAUUUGAGAUUUUCUAAGAGAUUUAAAUAGAAAGAAUUGAUAGCGAUAAAAAGAAAAAGUCAAGGAAAAAAGAAUUUAAAGAUUAAGGUGAUAAUAAAAAUAAGAAGGUGGAGAUCUUUACAAGAAGACAAUCAAUGGAAUUAGCGAAUUGA
Messenger RNA from Paramecium tetraurelia, 2145 nucleotides. RefSeq lists its product as uncharacterized. The transcript has 7 exons. Lineage: Eukaryota; Ciliophora; Oligohymenophorea; Peniculida; Parameciidae. The record is from RefSeq and is a predicted model, not a curated record.